AUGCCCUCAAGUGCCAGUCCUUGUGUGACGACUACGGCUACGACAUCCAGAACAACGAACCACGUCUCGCUUAUCCUACCAGACAAGUGCAAAUUGAAAACCAAAACCUACCGUGCUGACAGCCCGCCACAUCAAUCUCUGCCCAAAAUGUCAGUUCCCCGAUUCGCAUCUUCAUGGCAAGUCCGCGCCGAGGCCGGUGAGCCCUUCGCCGUGAUCCGGGUCCGCGAUCUGCAGGGCACGCUCAAGGCCGGCACCGAUGCCUGGGGCCGCCCGAACAAAACGCAGCCCGUCGUCGUAUCGGCGGAGCUCUCGAUGGCGCAACCUUUUGACGGCGCCUCGGCCACAGACACGGUCGGCGACGACACGGUGCACUACGGCCACCUUGCCAAGGCGCUCCUCGGCAGCCUGGACAUGGUCAAUUCGCUCGUUGAGAAGCGCGGUGGGCCGUUCAGCCUGUGGUUCGCGCUGCUGCACAUCUAUGAGCAGCUGACGGGAUACCGCCUCGACCAUCGCGAGCGGAUACCCGAGGACGUCGUCCGCACGAGCCAGGGCGGCACCCUGCGGCAGCAGCUGGAGAGGGUGAGGUGCAUGGACAUCACCCUCACGCUGCCCAAGGGCUCACUCCUGGGGGACGGCGUGAGCAUAUCGCGGGCCAUGGUGUUCGAGGCCGCGAGGCCUGUGGUCUGGAGCGAGACACUUAGGAUCCACGGGCUGCGGGUGCCGACGCUCAUAGGAGUCAACCCGAACGAGAGGAAGGCGAAGCAGGUCGUCAAGACCGACGUGGAGAUUGAAGGGUACAAGAGCAACGCCGUGGGGGAAGACGACAUAUAUGUUGAGCUCGAGUCCGUCGUCGUCAAGACGCUGGAGGACUCGUCAUUCGAGACCCUCGAGGCCUUGGGGCCGGCCAUCGCCAGCAGCAUCAGAAGGUGCCUCGCAACGUCUGGCGAGCCCUUUGGCCUCCCUGGCUGGGUGAUCAAGGUCAUCCUGGAGAAGCCCACGGCUAUCACCAUGGCCGCCGCCUCGCGCGUCGAGUACAGAGAACUACCGGGAGUGAAGCCUUAG
Messenger RNA from Colletotrichum higginsianum IMI 349063, 1062 nucleotides. Its product is annotated as FolB domain-containing protein. Gene Ontology annotation, biological process: folic acid-containing compound metabolic process. The coding region runs from base 1 to 1062 and encodes 353 amino acids. Lineage: Eukaryota; Fungi; Ascomycota; Sordariomycetes; Glomerellales; Glomerellaceae. The transcript has 2 exons. The record is from RefSeq and is a predicted model, not a curated record. Gene Ontology annotation, molecular function: dihydroneopterin aldolase activity.